AUGGAGAUAGUGGUACAUAGAGUCAUCAGUAGCACACACAAAGAAGAGGGGCUAAGCAGUGAUUAUAACACAAUUUUGAAAAAGCUCUGGCUGUGUCCGGUCACCUCUGGAGGUGUACGCUUCUCCGGCUGGGUCCAAAGGGGUUUGAGGGGCCAAUUGGCUCCUAAAACUACUCAAGCAUCAAUCUGUGCAACCCUCUGCACGUGCACUACAGUAUGUGGCACGGCACAAAGUAAGGUGGUGGACUUUCCCGCCGUCACUCGCAGACGCUAUCAAGACGGCGUUCAACACGCAGUGGUACUACUAAUAGCACCCGGCGCCCCAGCUCAAUACUUCACUUUGAAUGACUCCGAACAAGAGUAUCAGCCUCAUGUAGAGUCUGGAAACGCUCAUGCAGGAAAUUUGGACUUUAGCAUCCCAUCACCCUUGCGAACUCGUGCACCCAGGCCGUUCUUGGGAGGUGGACCAACCCUCGAAGAGACUCAAGACAACUCCGUGGGCCGUCCAAUGAUCUCUGGAUCCAUCCACAGCUCCACUGCUGAUACAGUUGUUCCCAUCUUGCAUCCAAAUGAGAGUGGAAGUCUAAGUCAAUUGCGAGUUGGCAGCAGACUUGAAGAUGAUGAGCUGAUGUGGGAAGAAGGUCAAAAUUUCACGGCUGGGUCAGCGGAGGAGGAUAUCCCGUUGGGAACAUCUGGGCGUCCUCGGAAAGGGUCUUACCUACCCAUACCUCACACCAGAGAGGUCAAGAGGAAGGGCUUCGAGACGUUCACUGAUGAUGAUAGUGAGCCUGCGCAGAGCCCUGAUAAUGAUAGUAGUUUUAAUGAGAGAUGGGAGAAGCCAAAGGGUGGAAAGCAGCCUCACCCACAUGGGGGGUAUAUGUACGAGGCGGAACAAUCUCAAGUCCAGUCCAUUUCACGAGGCAGAAGAGUAGCUUCACCGUUGCGUGCAACUAAGGGGGGCCAAUCCAGCAUGAUGUUAUCAUGUGCUUGGGUUAUGGGUAAGGAAGGUCUACUCAAGUAUGUAGCCGGCUCCUUCACAGCCGGAGGAUUGUUACUGAGCUUUCAGUCAGGGGAUCAAGUCAAGAUCUCACUCGAGGUGUGA
Tremella mesenterica DSM 1558 is the source of this 1101-nucleotide messenger RNA. RefSeq lists its product as uncharacterized. Lineage: Eukaryota; Fungi; Basidiomycota; Tremellomycetes; Tremellales; Tremellaceae. The transcript has 7 exons. The record is from RefSeq and is a predicted model, not a curated record. Bases 1 to 1101 code for a protein of 366 amino acids.